Molecule: messenger RNA, 543 nt
Organism: Austrofundulus limnaeus
Lineage: Eukaryota; Metazoa; Chordata; Actinopteri; Cyprinodontiformes; Rivulidae
Product: olfactory receptor 8G1-like
Exons: 1
Biological process (GO): G protein-coupled receptor signaling pathway; detection of chemical stimulus involved in sensory perception of smell
Cellular component (GO): membrane
Molecular function (GO): odorant binding; G protein-coupled receptor activity; olfactory receptor activity
Source: RefSeq, a predicted model, not a curated record
UAUGUGAAAUUUUACUAUGUGUUUCUGUUUUUUGUAUACAUUGUUUCAGUGUUUGGAAACACAUCUGUUAUGGCUGUAAUAUAUCUGGAUCACAACUUAAGAACUCCUAAGUAUGUUGCUGUUUUCAACCUGGCCUUUGUGGACCUGUUACAGAGCACGGCUCUUGUGCCAAAGGUGCUCGAUAUCUUUUUAUUUAGCCACUACUACAUUGCCUACAAAGACUGUAUGACAUUUCUUUUUUUCUACUUCACUUUUGUUUUAAUGCAGGCUCCUACUCUGGUGGCUCUUUCCUAUGAUCGCCUGGUGGCCAUCAUGUUUCCUCUGCACUAUCAAACAAAUGUUACCAAUAGAGUUAUGUUUUCUUUGAUUACAUUUUUCUGGAUUUUUGCUAUAAUUGCUAGUUUAAUUGCAGUUAGUCUCCUUACAAGACUUUCCUACUGUAAGUCUGUGGUUAUUAACAGCUAUUUCUGUGAUCAUGGCCUGAUGUUUAAACUUGCGUGUAAUGACAAUUUUCCCAAUUUCAUCAUAUCUGUCAUGAAUCUA